CUCUCUAGCACGCACAGACACACACACACCAAGCCAGCGAGUGGGGGAGUCGCACCAAGCACAUCACGAGUCCACACGGCUCAAGUGCAAAGGCGACGAACUCACUUUGGGGGUGGGGAGGGUGGGGAGUCUCCGCGCAGAUUUUCUGCGUGGGCAGUAGGCGAGAGCGUGUGUGCUGCCGGCACCGGAGUUACCUGUUCCGCAGCUUGCCUGCUCACUUGCGCGUUGGAACAGCCACCACCCUCUCGCUGCUGCGGCUCCCAGCGGGGCCCUUGUGGAGCUCCUUGUGGCUUUGCGCUCCCUCCGCCGCUGCGAGCGUGGUUUGGUUUUGAGUCGCCCCCCCUCCCCCCCCCAAGUCGGUCGCGCACUCCCGAGUCGCUCGUGGCCGUUGCGAUUUGGACAUCGGGAGGUCGGAGACUCCGUGAGCGUCGUCUGCAGCUGCCGCGGUUCAGCAAGACCCCCGCAAAAAAAAAGGAAGCGAAGGAGCCGGCGACGAGGGUUGAUCAUCGAAGCGUGAUUUGCGGUUGCCGCGUGCGCUUCAACUCGUCCGUGGACAUUGAGAGCCGGGCGGGAGGUUUGGGGUGUUUAUUGUAAGCGGAGGGAAGUUGUCUGCCUCACUAGCCGAGAGCAUCCAAGCGGUCGCGACUCGGCGAGAGAAGUUCUUCUCGCUGCAGCCAGAGCGGACUUUGCUUCUGCCGCCCCUCCCUCCACGCGAGAUGAAAGCUCGCGAGUCUCGGAGUGCCGUGCCCUGCCCCAGGGAUGUCUGAGGCCACGGAAGAUAUCGGCACCGACGCGGCGUUGGAGGGGCAGCUGAAUGGAUUGUCUUCGUGUCGCGUUAACGCAGAGCUUCGACAGCACGGGGGAGCCGAAGGGGCCCGGGAGGAGAUGGGAGAUGCUGCGGAAGAGAUCGAGAGCCCUGCUCCUUCCGCAGAGCCGUCGUUUCGGGGGCUCGCGUGGCCCACGCCCUCGCGGCCGCGGCACGAGGCUCUCGCGGGAUCCCCUGACGGCGCGGCCGAGAACGGAGGCGGCGGAACGCUUCUCCGCCACGCCGGCCGGCCCGCGGCGGAGGCAUGCGGCGCCGGCGGGCAGUGCUCGGCCGCGGACACGGUCAAGCUGCGGGAGCCGCUGAACGAGCGCCUCUCGGACUCCAUGGACGCCCGCGGCCCCUGCGACGGCCACGGGGGGAGGAGGCGGGCUAGCGUCGUGGGCGGCCUCGACUACGCGGACGGCUGCGCCCGCGGAGACGCCGCGGGGAUUGCGGCCCCGACGUUGGCGGAUGCCUGGAGGGUCAGGCAAGAGCGGGCGGCUGCGGGUGGCCACACGGAGGGCUGGCAGGAGCAGCACUAUCGGAGAGCGCCAGGCCCAAGAACGCAGGUCUCCACGGACUCGGAGAAGCAGAUCGAGGUGCUGCGUGUCGACAACGAGCGCCUGCGCAGGAGGCUGGCGGCACGCGAGCCUCCGUCGCCCACGACGGCGCUCCCCGAGACGGCUCACCAGGGCCUGCACCUUGAGAACUUGCGGCUCAAGUCGCGGGUCGCUCAGCUGGAGGACGACCUCAAGCGGAGGCUCGAGAGGCUGGAGGAGCUGGAGCAACCCGGCGUCAGGGCAGCACAGCAACAGGGACAGGGCAAGGAGACUGGCUCGGCAGGGCAGCCCAGGAGCCCGCCGCCGCUGCUCAGCAACGGGAAGAUGAUGUCACUCAUGAAGGGUAUGGGGAGGCCCAGGGACCCGGACCCCACGGGGGGGGGCAAGGCCCCCCACGCACUCAAGGCCGAGAACGCGGCGCUGCAGGACGAUCUGCGGCAGCUGCGGGGCGAACGGGAGCGGCUGCACAAGCUGCUGCAAGGAUCGCAGCGCACAGAGCGGCACCUCCGCUUGCAGCUGGAGGCGGCGGAGCAGGAGGCCGCCCUGACGCGGCGGGAGUUCCGCGAGGAGCUGGAGCGCCUCGAGGAGCUGCAGGAGCGAGCGGUGGCCGAGACGGCGCUCGCCUCGCAGGCGGAGCUGUGCAGGGCGCACACCUACGUGCUGGAGGUGCAGGACCGGCUGACGUCGCUCGGCCCGGCGCUGCUGUCCCUGGCGAGCGACUACCGUAGCUUGAAGGAGGAGACCAAGAGCUUCCCCCAGCUGCUGGAGACCGGCGUGGCCAACGUGGAGACCCAGGAGAUUUCUGUGCCGCCCGUGUGCUCGCCGCGGCAGCUGGCGCGGGCCGUGGAGGAGAUGUCGAAGCGGUGCGACGAGAUGGAGCGGCGGUACCAGCGGGAGAUGGUGCUGAGAAAGAAAUACCACAACCAGCUGGUGGAGCUGCGGGGCAACAUCCGCGUGCUGUGCCGCGUGCGUCCGGCGAUCGAGGAGGACGGGGAGGGCACGCUGGCGCACAGCGUGGUGCAGGUGGACACCGAGGACGACGGCGCGGUGCACGUGGCGCAGCGAGGGCGCCAGCACUCCUUCCAGCUUGACCGUGUCUUCCCCCCGCACGCCUCCCAGGAGGAGGUGUUCAGGGAGGUACAGGACCUGGUGACGUCCUGCGUGGACGGCUACAACAUCUGCAUCUUUGCCUACGGCCAGACGGGCUCGGGCAAGACGUACACCAUGGAGGGCACGGCCAAGGCGCCUGGGAUCAACCAGCGAGCGCUGCAGCACCUCUUCCAGGAGAUGGAAGAGCGGCAGGAUGAGUGGCGGUACACGCUGUCGCUCAGCAUGCUGGAGAUUUACAACGAGACCCUGCGGGAUCUGCUCGGGAGCGAGGGGCACGGCCGCUUGGACAUCCGACUGUGCCCCGAUGGCAGCGGGGAGCUGUGUGUGCCCGGCUUGCGGCAGGAGCCCGUGACCUCGCUCGGCGACGUCCACAGGCUGGUGUCCCUGGGCCACAGCAACCGUGCCACGCACUGCACCAACAUGAACGAGCACAGCUCGCGCUCCCACGCUCUCAUCCUGGUCACCGUCAGCGCCACCAACUCCAUCACGGGCACCAGCACACGAGGGAGGCUGAACCUGGUGGACCUGGCGGGCUCGGAGCGGCUCGCCAAGUCGCGGGCCGAGGGCGACCGUCUCCGCGAGGCCCAGAACAUCAACCGCUCGCUGGCCGCGCUCGGCGACGUGAUCCAGGCGCUGCGGGCCAAGCAGGCGCACGUCCCCUUCCGGAACUCGAAGCUCACGUACCUCCUGCAAGACUCGCUGGCCCGGGAGAGCAAGACGCUCAUGGUCAUCCAGGUGGCCCCGGCGGCGCGCCACGCGGCCGAGACGAUCUGCUCGCUGCACUUUGCGCAGCGCGCGCGCGCUGUGGAGCUGGGUCCCGCCACCCGCCGGGUCGAGCCGCCGGACGCGACGAUGCCAGCGGAGGUGAAGGGAAAACUUUCGAGAAUAUGAAGAGCGGAAGCUGCCGGAGCCUGGAUUCUCUUGGAGAGAUUUUCCAUGGCGAGCACAGCUGUCUCUGGGAUGUUGGACAAGAGGAUCAUUCCCCAACUCGUCUGGCAAGAUUGGCAGAUACAGCACCAAGAGGAAUGGACUCUGAUGAACUUGUUUCCAGCGUUGUCUUGGUAUCUCUGCUGGUAUUACAAGAUGCCCGGACACAGGUUCUUAACCGGUGCUCUGCAUAAGCAAACUAAGCAAAAGUUUAGGCCUCCAUGAAGCACAAGGAGCCGCGGAUUAAUGAAAAAUCAGGGUGCAUCAAAUAUGAGCUUGAAUUUAAAUCCUAAUGAACAGACCAAUUAACACAACAAACCUAGUAAUUUAUCUCACGUCAAUCUUAUCUGCAUCUCUCUCUCCCGCAAUCUCACCACCCCUCUAUUUUGAUCUACAUCUCUUAUCUCUAGUCUCUCAUCCCUUCUGUCAUCUCACUAUGAUUUUUAUAAAUUUUGAAUGGGGAACGGGGGCCUCACAAAUUUAAUUUCUGCCUGGGGCCCCCAGUGGGCUUGCAUCACCACUGCUCUUAACGUCUCAGAGUGGUGCGGCAGCCACACAGACCUGGUGUGACAUACGGAACAUGGAGCAUCUGUUGGUCUGUCAGCUCCCCUGCACUGUGAAGGAGCUUGCCUGGGCUACAGACCCAGGCCACAUUAUCAUCACGAGCCAUGGUCUAUCAACUGCUGGUAAUAUAAUGCACCCGAUACCGGAGAGAACUACAAGACAACAACCCCCAACACGCAAGUGCCUAUUGCUCACAGGCGUCUGGCCGUGACCCCAUGUCCAGCGGACUCUUGACAAGCAAACGGCGUGGGACACAGGCGAUCUCUCUCGCUGCGUUCGAGGGCUCCGCUCCGUGCCUGCCUGCCCGACCAACCUCUGAGAGUGCAAUCACCACCAUCACCGCCGCCGCCGCCACUGCUGCUGCCUUUUGCGACAUCGGAGAGGUGUGGAAGCUGACUUGCCUCACCGGGCAACCCAGCUGGGAACUGAGAAACGAGGUCACCGAACGGACCAAGCUGACGGGUGUGUCCAGAAACACAAGGUUGUUUUUUGUUUGUUUAUAAAGUGUGCGUACGUGCCUAUGAUCUAAUCACCCGCAAUGCACCCGAUGCCCGUCAGAUUUUAGACGAAGAGCAGGGUUGGGCCUAGAUAGUGCUUGGAUGGGUGACUGUGCCAUACCUUACAGGUUUCUUCAUAGGUUGCUUCAGAGAUGGGAUCUGGGUCAUGGAGGGGCAGUGCAAUAAAAUUGUUGUACUGCGCUUCUAUGCUUCCACGUCUAUGCCGCCCACCCCGACAAAGCGCGUACUCUCCCGCGUGAAGUAUGCUAAAAAAAAUCUCCGCGACCGAGCGUUGAUCAAUUCAGCGGUGCUGUGCUUACAGGGCGGACGCGUUUACAAAUGCAGUGACCGAACGCACAUUCCGUGCGAACAAAUAUUUAUUUAAAAAUAAAAUUUGCUCUGGUUUUCUUUUGGGUGGGGGGGGGGAAUAACGAAACUGCAAAGUGUUUGAGAAAUAAACCUUAACCAGCCAAAAGUGUUGUGUUGGCAAUGCAGCUUUGAGACAUGGAGCGCCUUUUUAUCUUCUCAUUAAAAUUGUGCACGUGAGCAAACUCCUGCGUACGCAAAAUCUCGUUUGUGCGUCAGGCACGUCGUUUGAUUUUAAAUUAAAUUUGUAUCAGCGCUUUAUAUGAUAUAACUGAGGAUUUCUACCGAUUUUAAUGUGCACAUUUUUCUACGUUGCCGUUGUUGAUAGCCACGGCAUCGUGAAAGUACGAGGAUGUCGUACGUGUAGCCAUACGACAAUGCCGCAUCUUUGAUAUGUACCGUAUAUACUAUGUAUACUCUGUAUUCGUAUGCGUGACUAUUAAAAUGACCACAUUUUUCCCAA
Molecule: messenger RNA, 5292 nt
Organism: Petromyzon marinus (sea lamprey)
Lineage: Eukaryota; Metazoa; Chordata; Hyperoartia; Petromyzontiformes; Petromyzontidae
Product: kinesin-like protein KIFC3
Biological process (GO): microtubule-based movement
Cellular component (GO): microtubule cytoskeleton
Molecular function (GO): ATP binding; microtubule binding; microtubule motor activity
Source: RefSeq, a predicted model, not a curated record